UCUUCUCAAGCGACCAUGGGCACACCUCUCCUGGAUCCGCCGGCUUGCUUCUCCGGCGAGCUCCCUGGCCACUAUAAUCUCUUAUCCAACACGAGCCCCUCCAUUCUCCUCCCCCCUCCCACCUCAUCAGCCCUCUCUUUCUCGCUGAAGGCUGCAAGGGGCGCAUGCGUAGAUGCUGCGCCCAGCCACCAUCCCUGCAAACGUCGAGCUCAGGCGACACUGGUGAUGCAACCAGCUCCGCGGGCUGCUACAACCGGCAUCACGCGGUGCUACAGCCAGCACCACUGGGAGCUGGAACAGGCUGCUCCAGAGCUGCGGCGGCACGCCGCCGUUUGCUGGAAUCAGCACCACGGGAAGCUGCAACCAACUUUGCAGAUAGCUGCAACCAGUAGUCUGCGGUGCUAUGACCAACAGAGGGUGGCGGGGAUAGAGCGCGAAUUGCUGAAACCCACGUUUGACAGAGUUGCAUCCGGUAAGGGUGAUGCUAGAACCACGACGAGAUGAGGAGAGCGUACGGCGACGGCGAAUUCGAGCAGUGGAGAGAGGCGGCGAGCCAGCGGGCAGGUUCUGUCGUUCGUCCAUGGCGCUUGCGCCCCUGUUCAUGCUCGCAUGAUUUGCAAGGGAAAACAAAAAAAGAGAUGGCAUGAUAGGGAUGAAAGAGCCUGAAUCUGAUGGUUAAAAAGUGUUUUAUAAUCUAAUCAUACAAGGUAUUUAUCAACCCAAAUUUGAGCCGGUGCGCCGACGCAUAGCGCUUGCCUGUCA
Triticum dicoccoides is the source of this 762-nucleotide messenger RNA. RefSeq lists its product as uncharacterized. The record is from RefSeq and is a predicted model, not a curated record. The transcript is spliced from 2 exons. The coding region runs from base 16 to 504 and encodes 162 amino acids. NCBI's taxonomy places the organism in Eukaryota, Viridiplantae, Streptophyta, Magnoliopsida, Poales, Poaceae.